This is a messenger RNA of Scomber scombrus (Atlantic mackerel), 2022 nucleotides long. Its product is annotated as kynurenine 3-monooxygenase. The coding region runs from base 93 to 1508 and encodes 471 amino acids. NCBI's taxonomy places the organism in Eukaryota, Metazoa, Chordata, Actinopteri, Scombriformes, Scombridae. Gene Ontology annotation, cellular component: mitochondrial outer membrane. The transcript has 15 exons. The record is from RefSeq and is a predicted model, not a curated record. Gene Ontology annotation, biological process: quinolinate biosynthetic process; NAD+ metabolic process; L-tryptophan catabolic process. Gene Ontology annotation, molecular function: NAD(P)H oxidase H2O2-forming activity; FAD binding; kynurenine 3-monooxygenase activity.
CUCCUCCUCUUUUAAAUCUUUACCCACUACUCCUGUGAAGCACUUUGAAGUGGACAGCAAGUGGGUAAGACCACCUGAAAACCCUGAGAACAAUGGAGAAAUCAGCCGACAGACCAAACAAGAAAAAAGUUGUAGCAGUGGUGGGCGGAGGAUUGGUUGGUGCACUGAAUGCCUGCUUCUUUGCCAAAAGAGGAUUUGAUGUGGAGGUCUUUGAAACUCGGGAUGAUAUCCGGACAGCUAAAGUUGUGAAGGGGAGAAGCAUCAACCUGGCUUUAUCUCACAGAGGUCGACAGUCACUGAAAAGUGUUGGAAUGGAGGAUAAGAUUGUCUCCAAUGGAAUCCCCAUGAAUGCCAGAAUGAUCCACUCACCGAAUGGGAAACAGUCUCCAAUCCCCUAUGGCAAGAAAGGCCAGUACAUCCUGUCAGUAGACCGAGCCAAUCUGAACAAAGAGCUGCUAACAGCGGCAGAGACGUAUCCAAACACAAAGUUGAACUUCGACCACAAACUGCAGGACUGGAGUCCUGAAACAGGGCUAAUGACCUUUGUCAGGCCAGAUGGGUCCUUGGAGGAGAUCAAGGCAGACCUGAUUGUAGGUUGUGAUGGAGCUUUCUCCGCCAUCCGCAAGCAAUUCCUUCGUCGCAGCCGCUUCAAUUACAGCCAGACCUACAUCCCCCAUGGCUACAUGGAGCUCACCAUGCCACCCAUUAAUGGAGAGUUUGCCAUGAAGCCUAAUUAUCUGCACAUCUGGCCACGAAACACAUUCAUGAUGAUCGCCCUGCCCAACUUGGACAAGACAUUUACCUGUACCCUCUUCAUGCCGUUUGAAGAGUUUGAGAAGAUCACCACAGGAGAUGAAGUCAUGGAGUUUUUCCAGAAAUACUUCCCUGACGCCAUACCACUAAUAGGAGUGGAUGCUCUCAAGAGGGAUUAUUUCCGAUUGCCUGCGCAGGCCAUGGUGUCUGUCAAGUGCUCCCCAUAUCACAUUGGCGACAAGUGUGUCCUUAUGGGCGAUGCUGCCCACGCAGUGGUGCCUUUCUAUGGGCAGGGAAUGAACGCUGGCUUUGAGGACUGCAUUGUCUUUGACGAAAUAAUGGAUCAGUUGAAUGAGGAUUUCAGUGCUGUACUGCCUGAGUAUACCAGAGUGAGAGUUCCAGACGACCACGCAAUCGCAGACCUGGCCAUGUACAACUACAUUGAAAUGCGAGCACAUGUCAACUCCAAAUGGUUCCUUUUCCGAAAAAAUGUUGAUGACAUCCUCCACUUCCUCAUGCCUGGGACAAUAAUUCCACUUUACACAAUGGUCACCUUCACCAGGACAAGGUACCAUCAAGCCGUGGAGCUCUGGCAUUGGCAAGACAGAGUGAUAAACCGUGGUCUGCUGUUCUGUGCUACAGGAGCCCUUCUGGGAGGCUCCUACCUGCUUGUGAAAAAUCCUCCAGAUAUUAACAAGCUUAGCAUCCCCGCUGAGAAACUGUGGAACAGGCUUUUGGCCGUUUGGACCACUUGAGCACUGGCACUGUGUCUGAUCUGAGAGUGAAGUGCAAAGAUCGCUGCUUCAAACACUUUGAUGAACUGAACGGGUCCAAAUUUUAAUUAAAACCUCUAAUUCAGACAGGCAAAUUGGUAACAUACUGUAAUAAUGAUUGUCGUAUCUUAUACCAGUCAUAAUGACUUUCUGGAUUUAUUCAGUGGAUUUAGAUGAGAUUAAUAUUAUCCAUGAUCCACCGUUUGGCUCAACCAAGUAUUAAUUACACACUGGUGAAAUCUUAUAGAAGCACAUUAUCAAUCACUAUGUGUUCAGUGUGCACAAUUUUAAAUGUGAAAAAAACCCGUCAGUAUUAAACUCAGGCUCACAGACAGGGUCUAAGAUACAUAAUGUAGAAGUUCAUAGAUAAAUGCACAUAGACACCACACUGGGUUGCUGCUAGUCAUUGUAUCAAUAAAGUACCAGACUCUUAUCUGUGAUACAGAAUACAUUGUUAAUCAACACUGAUGAUUUUCAUACCAAAAUACCUUCAAGA